AUGGAAGAGUCUCCUGCAACUCCAAAACCAAACCCUAACUCAAGGACUAUACACCACAUAGGUGGUCUUAAAGUUGAGUUCCCAUACAAGCCAUAUGGUUCACAAUUAGCAUUUAUGGGUAGAGUGAUUUCAACCCUAGAUCGAGGUAAAAAACAAGGUCAUUGUCAUGCACUGCUUGAAUCUCCAACCGGUACAGGAAAAUCAUUAUCACUUCUUUGUUCUGCCCUAGCUUGGCAACAGAAUUAUAAAUCCAAAAAUCUUUAUUCCAAUCUUUAUCACUCUAGACCAGAAGAUCCUUCAGAGGUUUAUUCUGAUCCUCUUGUUUCUGGUGGUGGAUUUAUACAUGAACCCCAGCCUUCCAGUAACUUAGAGUCGGGUUCGUCGGCAAGACCGCCAAAAAAGAAGAAGGCAGCACCUACUAUCUAUUAUGCAACGAGGACACAUUCACAGAUAAGUCAAGUAGUUCGUGAAUAUCGCAAGACAUCAUACCGGGUGCCAAUGGCUAUUCUGGCAUCAAGGAAGAAUUAUUGCACGAACGAAACUGUGUGUGGGAAAGAGAAAGUUGACGAGGAAUGUAAGUUGCUUUUGAAGGAGGAUCGAACUACAGGAGGAGGAUGCUUCGAAUUCAAAAAUGCUCAUAAAGUGAAAUGUCAUCCAUCCCUUCAGAAAGGUGGCUGCAACGAAGCUCAUGAUAUUGAAGAUCUAGUGAAAGUUGGACGGCUUGUUAAAGGCUGUUCAUACUUUGCAGCACGUUCUAUGGCAGAAGAAGCUCAACUUGUUUUCUGUCCAUACAACUACAUCAUCAAUUCAGCCAUCCGGAGGGCCAUGGAAGUAGAUCUUAAAGACUCAAUUGUGAUUCUCGAUGAAGCUCACAAUAUAGAGGACAUGGCACGCGAUGCUGGUAGUGUGGAUGUUGAAGAGGAUGUUCUUUGUACAUUGCAGACGGAGUUGGGGCAACUUUGCUUCUCAGAUUCAAUGAUUUACCAACCUUUAUAUGAAACAAUUCAGGGAUUCAUAAGUUGGAUGGCGCACAGGAAAAGCACGUUAGUGAAGCAUGAGUUUCAGCACCACUUCUCAUGUUGGACAGGUGAUAACGCUUUAAGAGAGCUUCGAGAAGUUGGCAUUUCUCAGCAGCACUUCCCAAUCUUGCAGGAGUGUGCCACGAAGGCAAUCAAAGCUGCUUCUGAUGCUGAGUUAGGGUCAGCUUAUUUAACUGGCCUUUCAAUGAUAACACUUGAAGGACUCUUUUCUUCUCUGGGAUAUUUUUUUGCUGGAGGAGGACUCAAUGCACUUGAUUAUCAGCUUGUUUUAAGAAGAUAUGUUAAGAGAGGGGCUGGACAAAAAUCUGGUGAAUGGACAUAUACCUUGAGCCUGUGGUGCUUGAAUCCCGCUGUUGUCUUCAGAGAAAUUGCUGAUCUUUCCAUGACCGUUAUUCUUACAUCUGGAACGCUUUCACCCAUGGAUUCAUUUUCAUCUGAACUCGGGGUUCAGUUUGAGACUUGCAUGGAAGCUCCACAUGUGAUAGAUGUGGGAUCACAGCUGUGGUCUGCUGUAGUUUCCACUGGCCCAGGGAAUUAUCCAUUGAAUGCAAGCUACAAAACAGCUGAUGCAUAUACUUUUCAGGAUGAACUUGGUGCUUCUUUGGAGGAAAUUUGCAAGAUUGUACCAGGUGGUGCUCUUGUUUUCUUUCCUAGCUAUAGUUUGAUGGACAAGCUUUGUAAACGCUGGGGUGAAACAGGUCAAUGGUCUCGGUUAAACGCUCAAAAAUCCCUUUUCGUUGAGCCUAGAGGAAACCAGGAUGACUUUGAGUCUGUUUUGAAAGGUUAUAAGAAUUCAAUUAGUCAAGGUAAAAAACCAGGUCCUUCUAAAAUCAAGAGGGGGAAAAAGCGUGACCUACACCACUUUUACACACAAGAGACUUCUAAUGGAGGAGCUGCGCUUCUGGCUGUCUGCCGAGGAAAGGUCUCUGAAGGGAUUGACUUUUCUGAUGACAAUGCUCGAGUGGUUGUGAUCGUUGGCAUCCCAUUUCCAAACACGUACGAUAUUCAGGUUGCACAGAAAAAGAAGUAUAAUGACACAUACAGUUCAUCACGGAAUCUUCUAUCUGGGAGUCGUUGGUACUGCCAUCAAGCAUUUCGUGCUUUGAAUCAAGCUGCAGGUCGUUGCAUACGCCAUAGGUUUGACUAUGGAGCCAUAAUCUUCAUGGAUGAACGGUAUAAGGAAGAAAGGAAUACUGCAUAUGUUUCAAAGUGGCUCAGGAAAUCCAUUAAACACUAUGACAACUUUGGCCAUUCACUGGAGGGGUUGCAAUCAUUUUUCAAAGACGUGAAGGAAUGGUCCAGACAAAAGUAUAUUGAUUCGACGGAAACUUCUGACAUCAAUGUAGAAGACAAAUCUUCUACAAAGAUAAGCGUGCGGAGCAAAUUAGCAAUAAAAAAGGGCUACGAGGAGGAUAUUCGUUCUAAUACUUUGAGCAAAGGAGCAGGAAAGCAGAAAAUAACUGAGAAAGUAGUUUCCAAAAACUUAGUAGCAACCGAAAAGGGACGCCACUUGCCCAAAUCUUUAACUCAGGUAAAAAACAAUGAUGCCACUCAUCACAAACUAAAUCAUCAGGGGAACAGCAUGGUGGAGACUAUAAAGUUUGCUCGUGCCGAUGAAACUAAGACGGCAACAUGCAGAGAAUAUAUUGACUUGGAGUGUGGUUCCCAGAAACACUCGAGGUUUGAUGGUAAAUCUGUGGCAUCUUCAACCAGUAGUCCUGAAUCACCUGCAGUCAAGGGAAACUCUGGUGUUGCCGACACAGACAGCAAUUUUAUGUCUAGUCCUGCAGAUAUAAUAUAUAGGGAAGGCCACCUAAGUUCUACUGUAGUUGAGGCCACCAAUGACUUAUGGGAUCAACAAUCCGCCCAUUCGAGAUCACUGGAAAAUUCAAAUGGAGCCAUUUCCCAGGGUACAUUUGCAAUGGAGAUUACACCUGAAAGAGGGAUUAAUAAUGACCCUGUCAAUCUGAAAUCAGAUACAGAAACAUCUCUGAGUAUGAGCGUCAAUUCUCAUUCACAGAAAAGGAGAAAGCCGGUGGGUUCAUUAUUUCCCAAUUCCCAGACGGAUCAAUUCCGAACUCCUGAUGACAAACCCAACAGUAGCAUGAGAAGUAUUGGUGCCUCUAACCUUAGAAUCAAGCUUGGCUUUGAUGCAGACUGCACAGGAUGUGACUGCGAGAAGCUCAAUGUUCCGGAAAGGGUUGUGCUUAACAACUCUAAUGCAUCAUCUUUGUCAUCCAAUACUGCUACAGAUAAGAUCCUAUAUAUCUGUUGCUCCCUCUGUAAAAGCUCAUUAGGUUUACCCGAGAAUGAUUACCUUGUCACAUGUUCAUUGACCUCAUCUUCCAAAGUUUACUUGACAUCUGCUUUAAGAAAUGGAUUAGACAGUUUAUCGAUCAAUGAACCAGAAUCUGUCCCUGUUGUGAUAUCUGAUGUGUCAUCUGUUGAUCGACGACUUUAUAAUAGACUUCCUAGUGAUGAUGCUCCAAUGCAAGGUACCUGGUCUGCAAAAGAUGGAUGCGUGUUUAGUACUAUUUUCUGCCCGUUCUGUACCGCUCCCAAGAGUCUCCUCGGUCUACAUGUCAUGGCUACUGAUGCACCAAACAUGCGGUUGCUAAAUAAGAUUAUGUUUUAUUUCAACAGCUUGGAAAUCAAGAAUCUUGAAGUGCCAAAGAAGAACGAGCCCUGCUUGCCUGCUGGUGGUUCAAAUCAUGGUCGGUCUAUUGACUCAGAGCUUUGCCAAGUUGCUCCUGCUUCUGGCAGUGGACAUGUUUCAGAUGUAGCUCUAAUUGAUAAGUUUGCAUAUGUUAAACAAGAGCAGGAUUCUGGAGGGUGGAGGACAACAAGAUCCAAGCUAAAACUACCAAACAGGCGUUUUCGCUCUAUGACGUAAAUUAUUUGUGAGAGUAGCUGAACGUUGUGGAUUUUUUGAGGUUGAUGCCACUGAUUAUUAUUGUUCAUCACUGCCAGAACAAAAAGCAAUCUGAAGGAUGAGAUAACCCGAGUAUUAUGUUCAUCCAAAUGCAUUGUGGUUAAUUUUGGGUUAGGAUACGCUGUAAAUUAUAUUUCUUUAUGCUCCUGAAGCGUCAUUGCUACUGGAAUAUGCCCUUGAUGGUUGCAGUCUGCUAGAUCUGUCUCUAUUAAAAGGAGGUUUUUUGGUGUUUCUGUUGCAGCAAGACGCAAAAUGGGUAUACUCUCGUUGUAAACUGUAAAUAUACUCGGGAAAGAGCCUCUGGUUAUAAUGUUUUUGUACGCACAAGACGCCGUUAAAUACUAAUAUAGUAUGUAAAUGUUCAUAUCCAUAAUUAUAGUUCAAAGGUUACUCUUGAAAUUCA
This is a messenger RNA of Papaver somniferum (opium poppy), 4375 nucleotides long. Its product is annotated as Fanconi anemia group J protein homolog. Gene Ontology annotation, biological process: double-strand break repair involved in meiotic recombination; nucleotide-excision repair. Gene Ontology annotation, cellular component: nucleus. The record is from RefSeq and is a predicted model, not a curated record. Lineage: Eukaryota; Viridiplantae; Streptophyta; Magnoliopsida; Ranunculales; Papaveraceae. The coding region runs from base 1 to 3933 and encodes 1310 amino acids. The transcript is spliced from 28 exons. Gene Ontology annotation, molecular function: DNA binding; DNA helicase activity; hydrolase activity, acting on acid anhydrides, in phosphorus-containing anhydrides.